Oryctolagus cuniculus (rabbit) is the source of this 1164-nucleotide messenger RNA. The record is from RefSeq and is a predicted model, not a curated record. Lineage: Eukaryota; Metazoa; Chordata; Mammalia; Lagomorpha; Leporidae.
ACUUAAAAAUACCAAGUGAGAAAUUCCAAAGAGAAAAUUUAACAAAUCUGAUUUUUAAGUAAUUAACCUAAAAAUUCUGCUUCAUUUAAAGUAAGUGAACAGGAUACUUUUCUGUAAAUAUGGAAUACUGCUUUAAUUUCACUCCUCUCUUAUGUUGCUUAAAAUUAGACAGGAAUGUGGCUGUAGACUUCCUGUUAUUUAUAUACCCUGUGAAGCCAGAGGAGUCAGAGUGUGUUUGGUCAGAGGAAUGAAAGGCAAUGGAUCCCAAAUUUCAGCGUGUGGCGUUAAGUGAUGGUCACUUCAUUCCUAUGCUGGAAUUUGGCACCUAUGCACCUGUAAAGGUCCCUAAGAGCAAAGCUAUGGCCACCAAAAUAGCUACUGAUGCUGGGUUCUGCCACAUUGAUUCUGCUUGUUUUUACAAAAACAAAAAGAAAGUAGGUUUGGCCAUCCAAAGCAAGAUUGCAGAUGGCACUGUGAAGAGAGAAAAUAUAUUCUACACUUCAAAGCUUUGGUGCAUUUUUCAUAGACCAGAGCUGGUCAGACCAAGCUUGGAAGACUCACUGAAAAAACUCCAGUUGGACUACGUUGAUCUCUACAUUAUUCACUUCCUAACAGCUUUGAAGCCUGAAGAGGAGAUUAUUCCAACAGAUGAACAUGGAAAGAAAAUAUUUGACACAGUGGAUAACUGUGCCACUUGGGAGGCCAUGGAGAAAUGCAAAGAUGCAGGAUUGGCCAAGUCCAUUGGGGUAUCCAGCUUCAACCACAGGCAGCUGGAGAUGAUUCUGGACAAGCCAGGGCUCAAGUACAAGCCUGUCUACAACCAGGAAUCUUGGACAGAGACAUGAAUCCAGAAAAUAUUAACUGGAGACUAUGGUAAUAUGUGGAAGGUAAAAGAAAUUACCUAUUUAUGUUGAUACUAGUAACUGACAGAAACAACACUAAGGGAUUUUUUGACAAAACUAGAGCCCAUCUUGUUCCAAAGCUCACUUCAGUCUGCACCUCUUCCCUGCUUUCUGCCAUUGAAUCAACUGUGUAAACACAAGCAUUCUGUACUUGGUGUUGUGUUUAACAUAGCUUCCAGCAACUUAGAGUCACCAAGUACAGACCAUGAAUUUGGUAUAUAAUGAUGCAACAUCUUGAUUUUCAAAUAAAAUGUCACAAAUU